AUGAACAAAAUAACAACAACACAUAGAAUCAGUGAAGAAAGAAAAGUGUAUUGUUCCAUUCCAAAAUUUAUUCUGAACAACGAAUUAUUACAAAAAGCUAUAAAAAAAUGCCUUCCAGAGAAUUACAAUUUCGAAGUAUAUAAAUGUAUUGAUAUAAUAUUAAGAGAAGGAUAUAAACAUAUUGCUUUGCAAUUACCUGAGGGAUUAUUAAUAUGGGGAUUAUAUUUGUCGGAAAUAUUUUAUUUCUUUUGUAAUUGUGUAGAGGAGGUUAUGAUAUUAGGGGAUGUUACAUAUGGUGGUUGUUGUAUUGAUGAUUUUACCAGUAAAAAAUUAAAAUGCGAUUUACUUAUUCAUUAUGGUCAUUCUUGUUUAAUUCCAUUAACUGUUACAAAUAUUAGAUGUAUUUAUGUUUUUGUCGAUAUAAAAUUAAACUGUACCCACUUAAUAGAAACAAUUAAAAAAAAUUUUGAUAAAAAAGAUAUUAUUUUGUUACUAGGAACGAUUCAAUUUUCUUGCGUUGUUCAUAAUGUUCAUUCCAUUUUGAAGAAUGAAAAUUAUUUCGACACAUUAUUGCCAAUACCCCAGGUGUUACCCCUUACCAAGGGGGAAGUUCUAGGAUGUACGUCUCCAAAUUUGUACCACUUUUUGCAUGAACAGGUCAUAAAAAAGGAAAAAGAAAUGGAAGGGGCGGAUGAAGGUGAACGAAAAAACAUACAUGAACAUACGUAUGAACAUGAAUGCACAUGUUCGGAUGGACGUGAGGGAAAAACGGCAUGGGGGGGAGAGGGGCAGGUAAGUGCCAAUGGAGUCGAAACAAAGUGUUGUAAAACCAAAGAAAUCAAAAUUAACGCGAACGAAAAGGACGAAUCGUAUAUUAUGAACGCGUGCAGAAUUUUCUUAAAACAAAAUAAGGUAAAAAUUGUUUUUAUAGCGGAUGGAAGAUUUCAUUUAGAGAGUUUGAUGAUACAUAACCCUGAUUUCUCUUUUUAUCGUUAUAACCCUUUUGAUAAAAUAUUAACAGUAGAAAAAUAUAACUAUAAACUUUUUUAUGAAAUAAGAAAAAACGAAAUAAAAAAGUGUAUUAACUGUAGAACGGUAUGUAUAAUUUUAAGCACAUUAGGUCGACAAGGAAAUGUGAAUAUACUGAAAAAUAUUAUAGAUAUAAUAAAGGAAAAGAAUAUAUAUUUCUUUAUCCUUUUACUCUCUGAAAUUUAUAAUGAAAAGUUGCAAUUAUUUAAAAAUGUAGAUGUUUUUAUUCAAAUAGGAUGUCCAAGAUUAUCUAUUGAUUGGGGUAACUUUAAUAUGAAACCAUUAUUAAAUACAUAUGAAGCUUACGUAUUAUUUAAGUCAUUGAGGUAUAGAAAAGUUUAUCCUAUGGAUUAUUAUUCAUCUUCUGGUAAUGAAUGGACUAAUUAUAAUGCAGGUAUAGGUAACGUAAAGGAAAGAAAUUUAUCGAUGAAAGAAAUCAUAAAACGACGAAUACAGAUGAGAAAAAAUAAAAUUAAUAUACACUACCAAUAG
Plasmodium malariae is the source of this 1521-nucleotide messenger RNA. It is a transcript of the gene DPH1, whose product is annotated as diphthamide biosynthesis protein 1, putative. Lineage: Eukaryota; Apicomplexa; Aconoidasida; Haemosporida; Plasmodiidae. Bases 1 to 1521 code for a protein of 506 amino acids. The record is from RefSeq and is a predicted model, not a curated record. Gene Ontology annotation, biological process: protein histidyl modification to diphthamide. Gene Ontology annotation, molecular function: 2-(3-amino-3-carboxypropyl)histidine synthase activity. The transcript has a single exon.